GGCAAAUCUCAUGAUGCUGGUUUGAAUAUGAAAAUUUCUUUCUUUGUAUAAAUGGUGAGUAACUAAGGGCCUCCAUUCAGAAGACCUACACUUUCAGAAUGUGGCGUCCGUUGAUCUUCCUGAUCUUGGUUGGAACAAAUGCAGUAGUUGGGAGAUUGGGAGGAUUCAGUCGAUUACCGUCAAGGAGUCGGAAUGGUGUCCAAAGUGAUAUAUCUUCAUAUGCCAAUAGAGUUUGUAGGGCUGGUGACAAGAUUCCUUUGAUUGGUGACAAAUGUAAAUAUCGUUUAUGUCAAAAUAAGGUCUAUAAAACAUUUCCCUGUCCGGAAGGAACGUCAUUCAAGGCAAGCUUCAGGUCCUGUGUUGCCGAUGGAGGGUGUCUCAAGUCAUAUGAAGAUAAAGGAGUUGCUGACUGGAACACAACGGCUUGUGGUAUUGAUUUGGUCUUCGUUGUGGAUAUGUCAUAUUCCAUCAGUCCAGAUAACAAAAUUAAGAUGAAAAAAGUCAUUCAGCAACUUUUGGCUCAGAUUCGAAUAGGACCUGAAUUUACUAUGGUGGCGGGGUUGACGUAUGGAGCUGAGACUAAACCCUUUCUUUAUAUUUCAUCAUUCAAUGACAAGAAAAAUAUAAGGGAAGCGACAGAUAAGAUGGUAAUGAAUCCAAGGAAAGGAACAGCCACUCAUUUAGCUUUAAGGGAGACCAGAGAGGCCAUGUUGAGAACUAAAAAUGGACGAAGACAAAAUCAUAAAGCUGUUGUAAUUGUCAUGACUGAUGGCUGUACCAACCCACCUGAGAAGUCAGAUGAAACUAUCGCUGAAGCCCAGAGAUUAAAAGACCCGGAGAGUUACGAAGCUGGAGUUUCUUCUCCCGAAGUAUUUUUAAUGACAUUUCCUAAUGAAAAAUUAGAUAACGUUAAAGAUUUGGCACCAGAAGAGAGGGAAAAGCUUGAGGGGAUAAAGAAAAGGGAAUUUGAAGCAAUACCAUCGAAAGCGGAGAACCGAUUUGAUGCCACAUUCGAUAACAUGAAGGACAAAUUAAAUCUUAUUCUCCGAACAUCAUGCAAAGAAAUAAAAACGCCAGGGCAAUAAUUUAACUAAUCUGUAUGGACGCAUCGAUUCAGUAACAAUAUAAUGCAACAAUUCUAUCGUGUGUUGACAAGUAACAAUAUAACGCAACAAUUCUAUCAUGUGUUGACUAGUAACAAUAUAACGCAACAAUUCUAUCAUGUGUUGACUAGUAACAAUAAAAUGCAACAAUUCUAUCAUGUAUUGACUAGUUACAAUAAAAUGCAACAAUUCUAUCAUGUGUUGACUAGUUACAAUAAAAUGCAACAAUUCUAUCAUGUAUUGACUAGUUACAAUA
Molecule: messenger RNA, 1359 nt
Organism: Owenia fusiformis
Lineage: Eukaryota; Metazoa; Annelida; Polychaeta; Sabellida; Oweniidae
Source: the annotation of a GenBank genome assembly